Aspergillus aculeatus ATCC 16872 is the source of this 1671-nucleotide messenger RNA. RefSeq names its product Zn(II)2Cys6 transcription factor. The transcript has 2 exons. Gene Ontology annotation, molecular function: zinc ion binding; DNA-binding transcription factor activity, RNA polymerase II-specific. Lineage: Eukaryota; Fungi; Ascomycota; Eurotiomycetes; Eurotiales; Aspergillaceae. Gene Ontology annotation, biological process: regulation of transcription by RNA polymerase II. The coding region runs from base 1 to 1671 and encodes 556 amino acids. The record is from RefSeq and is a predicted model, not a curated record.
AUGGCCAAUCAAUCAUUGCAAGUUAGCGGAUACCGACUCCGAAGAACGCACGAAAAAUCCCGGAAUGGGUGCCUCAGGUGCAAGCAGCAGCGGAAGAAGUGCGACGAAAAUAGACCCAGUUGCUCCAGAUGUACCAAGCGCUCGUAUACUUGCCGAUAUCCGUUCCCUCUCAGCGAUGGCUAUCUGUCAGAAGAGCCGGAGUCAGCGGCCCAUUCGCCCGUCUCCGACCUGCAUGUAAUCUCCGGGCCCGAGUCUCCCGGCUCACCCUCACAUCAUCACCGUCAUCGUCAUCGACGGUCAGAUCCUACGCCUUAUUUCGAUGAAUACCCUGCCUCCCAGUCACGCUCGAGUACGGAUGAGGCAAGCCUGGACCCCUUCCGGCUGGGGCCGCAAUCUCCCAACUGCCUCGAUGCGACCGAGCUAAGCCUCCUAGCCCACUAUCUCACGCACACGAGCCACAUCAUCCCGGUCGACCAGCUCGACCUCUACGCACUUUCCGUCGGCGUACCCAAUCUCGCCUUCAGAAGCAAGGCCGUCAUGUCUUCAUUACUUGCCUUGGCAGCCGCAUGUCAGUCCCACGACAUAGCCAAGCAGGCCCCGACGCCGCAGAGCCUCCUGCAGAUCCGCGAGUUACUGGGGCUAGCCGAGCGCCACCACCGUGCCUCCCUCCGCCACAUCCAGGAAGCUAUGCAGAGCCCGGAGAUGUACGACCACGUUCUCGCCAAUGCGGCCCUGAUGGUGCUGUACGCCUCGGCCAGCCACUCCAUCCGCGUUCACUUGGCCGCUACGGCCAAGCAGCGGGGGCAACGGCUGCCGAGUGAGCUGCUGCCACAGCACUCGCAGUGGAUUUCGUUUACCCGUGCCGCACAUACGGCAUCUACCGCGGUGCUGAAUGACAUUGUGAAUGCGACGGACGGAGCUAGUCCGGCCAUGCAUACCGAGCCAAGUCUCCCUAGCACAGCCCUAAACACCCCGGGGGUCAUGUCUCCACAAGACGGCCCCUCCGAGCACACAAAGCGUCUCUUCCUGCCCAUUGUGGCAUCAACCUACACCCAAGCCUUCGAACGUCUACGUAAGAGAGCAGAAACCACAGCCACUCUCCUGAAAGACUCGAACCGAUCUAACAACAUGGCCCAACUCCACGCAUCCAUCGAAACAGUCUCCAUCCUCGAGCACUGCGCCGCAGCAGCUCUCACCCUACGCCGAACCCCCGCAACCAGCCCCCAAACCCAGGCCCUAGCCCUGCACAAACGCGCGCGCGUCUCGCCCUGGGUCGCGAAAUACAUGAUCAGCGUGACGUCGAUGGAGGCGCCGCAGAUCCUCCGCCGGAUCAUCAUGUCAUUCCUCAAUAAAGCGCCGACGGAGUAUCUGGGUCUCGUGCAGUCGGUUCUUGACUCCUCGUCCAUGGGGAUGGAAAGCUCCGCCUUCGCCAAGGUGGGAGUGCUGACGGCGACGCAUGUCCUGGCGAUGGAUAUCUUUGCACACUGGCUGGUGCUGGUUAUGUUGCUGGAUGGGGUGUGGUGGAUUGGGGGGAUCGGCCAGUGGGAGUUGGGGCAGGUGUUGGCCGUGCUGAAGACGCAGGAUUCGCUGGGCUUGGCGGAGACGGGGGAGACGUGGUGGCCCGAGAGUAUGUAUCUGGUCAAGCGGGAGCUUAGUCCUAGUGCUUUGUGA